AUGAAUGACAUCAAAGAAGACUCUAGGUUCAAGAGCUACAUAGGAGAGUCUGAACUGCUGGAGUCCAUCACAUUGAAUGACGCCCAGAGAACCAAAUUUCUAGAAGGUGAAACAGUUGUAUGUGAAGCACCAAAAGUGUUGAUGUAUCCUCCACUGAGUGAUAGAAAAAAGUAUAUUGCUGGUGUGCUCACAGUUACUACCUUCAAACUAUCAUUUGCCAGUGCUGUAGAUCAAGAUCCUUCUAAUUGUCAUCAACAUAAUUUGUUACUGGGGGUCAAUGAUGUAUGCUUGUCUUCCAUAGAUGUUAUUUACCAGAUAGGAGAUCGUACCAGGAAGAAACUUUCCCCUGGACAAAAUGUUACUGGAAAAGUUAAAGAUAUACUUAUUGUAUGCAAGAACAUGAAGUGUUUAGAAUUGAGCUUUAAAAUGUGUGAUAAAGAUAGUGGAAAAACUAUAGUGAAUGCUUUACUGCAUCAUGCUUAUCCUAAGAGACAUACCCUGUUAUUUGCUUAUGAUUAUAAGGAGCCCUAUGUAAAUAAUUCUCUACAUAAAGAAGCCAGGUUUUACCAAAAUAAUGCUGAUUGGGAUAAAGAACUGAAAAGGACUAAAUGUCCAAACUGGAGAACUUCUCAAGUGAAUUAUAAUUAUCAAACUUCUCCAUUACUUAUAGAAACUAUGAUUGUACCUAAGUCAGUAAGUGAUAGUAUUAUUAAUGAAGCUGUAGAGAAAUUCAGGAACAGGUUUUGUCCUCUAUGGGUGUGGGGUACACACAAAGGUGCAGCCCUGGUAAGAAUGGCUGACCUUCUACCUACAAUCACUGAUAGAACUGAAGAAAAUAAACUUUUGGAGCACAUACGCAAGAGUCACCCUGAAAAGAAACCACCCCAUAUAAUUGAUUUGUCCUCCCCCACUCCCAAAGAUAUCCAAUCAAGUUUUAUGAAAUUGAGAGACUUGUGCACUCCUGAGAAUACAAGGGUGUUCAAAAGUCAAGAUUUCAAGUUCUAUGGGCUGCUGGAUAAUACAAAAUGGUUGUUGCAUGUUUCCACUUGUUUAACUAAAGCACUAGAGGCAGCUGAACAUUUGUCAUCAAAAGAAUUGACAGUUGUUCUACAAGAAGAUGUUGGGAGUCCCAACUUGGGACAUAGUCUGAUAAUAAUUACAAAAAAGGAUGAUUCAUCGCUCGUCCAAAAAGAAUGGGUGGCCCUUGGCCAUCCGUUCGCCAACAGGUUGGGGCACAUCUUGUGCAAAGAUAUCGAGCCCUCGCCCAUCUUCCUGCUCUUCCUCGACGCUGUGUGGCAGCUGCUGCAGCAGUAUCCGCAAGCUUUCCAGAUAAGCGAGACUUAUCUGACCAGCUUGUGGGACGCUGCGCACGUCUCCAUAUUCGAUACGUUCUUGUUCAACUGCCAUCACGCCAGGUGUAUGGCGGAAAAGCAGUACUUGCAAGCUUUCCAGAUAAGCGAGACUUAUCUGACCAGCUUGUGGGACGCUGCGCACGUCUCCAUAUUCGAUACGUUCUUGUUCAACUGCCAUCACGCCAGGUGUAUGGCGGAAAAGAUAAGCGAGACUUAUCUGACCAGCUUGUGGGACGCUGCGCACGUCUCCAUAUUAGAUACGUUCUUGUUCAACUGCCAGGUGUAUGGCAAAAGCGUUUGGGACUGGCGCGAACAGUUCUCGGAACGAGACAUCGGCCUGUUCUGCAACCCCCUGUACGAUGAUAGUUUCAGAGAAGCGCUGAAACCCAACACCGGCUUAUCCGGCCUGGAGAAUAAAGAAGUACGUGUCAUUCCAACCACCCUAUCAUCUUACAAUGAUAUUCAAGUCUUGCCAAGUUUCCAGUAUGACCCACCAUCAGCAAAUGAUCUCAAUCACUACAUUAUCACAUUACUCACAUCUCAACUACAAUUAGCAAAAGAAGUAUGUUCCUCCACACAGUUUUCUAAUAUUUUGAAACAAAGACUGCUCAUUCUCAAAAGGAUUUAUCAUGCUUUAAUCAAGAAGUAUCAUGAUAAAGAUAAGUCUGAAUGCUUUCCAUGUGAACCAUCUACAAGUAGCACCUCCUUGCCAUUGGUAUCUAGAGAAGUCACCCUAGGCUCAGAGGCAUUACUAGAAGUAGGUGUCAAAACAGGCCUCAGUUUUUUAUUCUCUUUGUUACAACAAAACUGGCAAGUGAGUGGGAUCCUGGGGAUACCAUCACUGUGCAACUCUGUAUUAGAAACCACAGUGGACCUAAUUCAAAAACUGCCACCUCUUUGCCUUUCAAAUGAUUCUCAGUUAACCAACUUGGGAACCAGUAGUCUGGAACAAGUUUGUGACUUCUUGAGAAAUGCUGUUUUACAAGAAACUGCUGCUGAUAAAAAAGGGAAACUACUCUCUUGUGAAAUCCUUUUGGGGUUAGCUUUGCAAAGGGGGUCCUUAAGGUACCUCCUGGACUGGAUAGACAUGGCCUUAGAGGCUUCCUGUGAACAGCCUGAUCUCUCAAGUAAGCUGGCCAAGAAAGCCUUGGCUCAGCUGGAAGGCUCCAGAAAUAAAUCCAAACACAGUUCCUAUGAUGAUGGAAAUGAAGAAAUUGUGAUCUACAGAGUUGCUAUCUGUUUGAUGGAAACAUUGGUCAAUAUGGCUCUUGAUUAUGGGGGUGCAUGUUCCAUUGUAGAGACUAGUGCUCCUGAAGCAGAUUCCAGCAUGUAUGAAAAAAGUGAUGUUUAUAUCGAGGCCGGCCAGUACUGCACGUUCGCCAUCCACGUCGACGGCUGCGUCAGCGCGUGCGGCAAAGGCAGCUACGGUCGCUUGGGGCUCGGCGAGUCCUCCAAUCAGAGUCUGCCCAAGCACGUGCGCCUCGACGCCGUGGUCAAACGGCUGUCGAGCUCCAAGGGCUGCGACGGGCACACGCUGGCGUUGACCGAGAGCGGUCACGUGUUCAGCUGGGGGGACGGAGACUAUGGGAAGUUGGGACACGGCAAUUGCGCCACUCAUAAGCAGCCGGAGAGGAUUACGGGGCCGUUCGCCGGGACGACCAUCAAGUAUAUCAAUGCAGGUUACAGACACUCUGCCGCCAUAACGGAGGAGGGCAGGCUGUACACGUGGGGCGAGGGCGACCACGGCCGUUUGGGCCACCUCGACAACAAUGGGCGGCACGUGCCCACCCUCGUCGCCGAUCUGGCCGACGUCGACGUCGGGACGGUGGCGUGCGGCAGCUCGCACACCUUGGUCGUCUCCAGAGAUGGAAAGACUGUUUGGUCGUUCGGGUCAGGAGAAAACGGAAAGUUGGGACACGGCGAAAUAGCGAAAGUUUACAGGCCGAAGGUGAUCGAGGCGUUGCAGGGAUUGGUGGUACAGAAGGUGUGCGCUGGGACGUCAUUUUCGAUGGCACUUACCACAAUGGGACAGGUGAGGAAAUUGUUCACUUAA
Phaedon cochleariae (mustard beetle) is the source of this 3405-nucleotide messenger RNA. NCBI's taxonomy places the organism in Eukaryota, Metazoa, Arthropoda, Insecta, Coleoptera, Chrysomelidae. The record is from the annotation of a GenBank genome assembly.